This is a messenger RNA of Mya arenaria, 1316 nucleotides long. Its product is annotated as betaine--homocysteine S-methyltransferase 1-like. NCBI's taxonomy places the organism in Eukaryota, Metazoa, Mollusca, Bivalvia, Myida, Myidae. The transcript has 7 exons. The coding region runs from base 36 to 1145 and encodes 369 amino acids. Gene Ontology annotation, molecular function: zinc ion binding; methyltransferase activity. The record is from RefSeq and is a predicted model, not a curated record.
CAUAUCAACUACUAAAUCAUUGUGCGUGUAAAUGUAUGCUUAGGGAAACUUGGAUUAACACAUUCACCAGUGACGAACAUAAAUUUGCUUCCAGCAUGCCCGGUUUAUUGGAGCGACUAAAAGACGGUGGGACGGUGGUGAUAGCGGAGGGCUAUGUCUGGGAGAUUGAGCGACGAGGCUUCAUGCAGUUCGGAAACUUUCUACCGGAAGUAGUGCUGAAAAACCCAGAAGUCGUCAAACAACUGCACGAGGAAUUUGCACAUGCUGGAAGUGAUGUCAUAGAAGCAUUUACGUAUUACGGGCAUCGGGAGAUGUUCCGGCUGCGUGGCCGGGAGGCGGACCUUGAGGCCCUCAACCGGAAGGCGCUGUCCCUGGCGCGCGAGGUGGCUGACAAGCACGGGAAACUUAUGGCCGGAAACCUGAGCAACACACCACUGUAUGAGGCGGGGGACACUGCCACCCAUGACAAAAUAUACGACAUGUUUAAGGAACAGGUGUUGUGGGCGGUGGAGGGUGGGGCGGACUUCAUCAUCGGGGAGACGUUUUCCGCCUACGGGGAAGCCGCCAUUGCGCUCAAGGCUAUCCGUGAACAUGGAAACGGCCUUCCGGCAGUGAUCACGAUGACCGCGCACGUCCCUGAGCGUACGACGGACGAUAUUCCCAUACCGGAAGCGUGCCGGCGCCUGGAGGAGGCAGGAGCCGCAGUGGUGGGUCUCAACUGCUCUCGGGGACCGGAUGUCAUGAUGCCGCUCAUUAAGGAAAUAAAAAAGAUAUGCAAGGUGCCAAUUGCCGCCCUUCCAGUGCCAUAUAGAACCAACAUGGAACAGAAAACAUUCUUCAACGUCAAAGAUUCAAAAUCGGGUGAGAGGGUGUACCCGGACAACCUUGACUGCGUGCGCUGCUCGAGAAUAGAUAUACGGCGGUUCGCGGAGGAAGCACUUGCGGCCGGCGUCCAGUACGUGGGCCUGUGCUGCGGAAACAGCCCAAACCUGACCCGCGAGCUGGCAGAAGUGUACGGUAAGGAUCCCCCAGCGUCCCACUACCGGACACGAACCGAUCUCAGCAUGAUAUUCGGCGAGGCUGCCCAGAAUUACGGGUCCGAGGUGGCGCGGACCUCCCAAUGGAUGACAGGAGAUGGACUUUAAAUCCAUAUAUAUAUAUAUUUACAUUUAUUAUCAUUUAACUCACAUGUAUACGUACAUAUUUGUAUAUUGUUGAUAUUAUUACUACUGCGGCGGCCUAUGUUGCGUGUAUGUUGUUUACAUGUAUUCCCCUUCUCUGUUUUGUUGGCGGUCUAAUAAAUUUGUUUCGUUUUA